Messenger RNA from Morus notabilis, 1671 nucleotides. RefSeq lists its product as uncharacterized. Bases 1 to 1671 code for a protein of 556 amino acids. NCBI's taxonomy places the organism in Eukaryota, Viridiplantae, Streptophyta, Magnoliopsida, Rosales, Moraceae. The transcript is spliced from 7 exons. The record is from RefSeq and is a predicted model, not a curated record.
AUGGGAAAUCUGAAAGUGGAAAUUGAGAAGCUUGAUGGCUCUGGAGACUUCCGCAUGUGGAGGAGAAAGAUCAAAGGCCUUCUUGCUCAACAGAAACUGCUUCGUGCCCAUGAGGAAUCCCUAAAAUGGCCGGAUGAUUGGAGUGAAGAUCAGAAACAAGAACUCUUGGAAACGGCAACAGAUAGAAUGUUUGGUUUUAGAAUGAAGACUGCUAGAACUCUUGAUCAGAAUCUUGAUGAUUUCUUAAGAAUGAAUAUAAAACUGGCUAAUUCUAGUGAAAAUGGGGCAUUGAAUGAUGAAAACCAGGCUAUAAUCUUGUUGAAUGCACUUCCUAAGUCAUUCAAAGAGGUAAAGUCUGCCAUCAAGUAUGGCAGAACAUCAAUUACCUUGGAAGAAGUCAUCUCAACACUAAAGGCAAGAGAUCUUGAAAUAAAAACUAAGGAGAGUCUUCAUCGGGGGAGAAUCAUUUUGCAAGGGGUAGAAGUCAGGAAUGUGGAAGUAAUCGAAAGGGAAGAAGCAACAAUAGAGGGAAAAGUAAAUCAUCCUCAAAAGGCUCUGGACAAGGGAGAAGAUGGAUAUGAGAGUGGUAAAGUGCUUUUGGUGUUAAGCAAGGCUAAAGAUCAGGACUGGGUUCUUGAUUAUGAUUGUACAUACCACAUGACACAUAAUAAAUCAUGCCUUACAAAUUUCAGAGAAGUGAAUGGUGGAAAGGUGAUGAUGGGUGACAGUCAUACUUGCCAAGUUGAAGGUCUAGGCACAAUUGCCAUAAAGAUGUUUGAUGGCAUUGUUAGAAUCUUCAAAGAUGUCAGAUAUGUUCCUAGCCUAGCUAAAAACCUAAUAUCUCUAGAUGAUGGGCUCUACCACUUGAUUGGUGACACACUUACUGGAAAAUUGUCAGUUGCUGUUGCACCAGAGGACAAGAAGGUUGUUUUGGGCACAAUAGGCUUGCUCAAGUUCAAGGCUGAAACACAUGAGUCCAAGGCACCACUGGAAUAUGUACACUCAGACUUGUGGGGGCCAGAAACUACUGCAACACAUGGCGGUAACCUUUACUUUUUGUCUAUUGUUGAUGAUUAUUCUAGGAAGGCUGGCUUGCCUAAGAAUUUCUGGGGUGAAGAUGUUAUGACAGUUGCUUACCUAGUCAAUAGAUGUCCCUCUAAUGCCAUAGAGUUCAAAACCCCUGAGGAGUUAUGGAGAAACAAACCACCUGAUAUGUCCCACUUAAGAACCUUUGGGUGUGCUGCCUAUGCUCACAAAAAGGAAGGAAAAUUAGACCCUAUAUCUGUGGAGCCUCCAAAAGGAAAAACAGACAUUGAUCAGGUAGAGCAUGGGCAAACUCGGUCACAACAGAUUGACUAUGGAAAUACCUCUGAUGAACCAGAAUCUCAGUCAUCAGAUGUAAUGCAUUACACUCCAGAACAUGAUCAUGAUAGAUCGUUGCUAGAUGACUAUGUGCUAGUCAGGGACAGAUCAAAGAGAGUUUCUAAGCCAACUCAAAGAUAUGGGUUCUCAGCCUACUCAGACCCCUUAGCCUAUGCUUUCACAACAACAAUGAACAUAGACAAACAUGAACCAGAAAGCUACAAGGAAGCUGUCAGUUGUAAAGAAGCAAGCAUGUGGAUUAAAGCCAUGAAAGAGGAAAUGUCCUCUUUAUACAAGAAUGGAACAUGA